Hypomesus transpacificus is the source of this 1703-nucleotide messenger RNA. RefSeq names its product F-box protein 9 (gene fbxo9). Gene Ontology annotation, biological process: SCF-dependent proteasomal ubiquitin-dependent protein catabolic process. Bases 86 to 1384 code for a protein of 432 amino acids. NCBI's taxonomy places the organism in Eukaryota, Metazoa, Chordata, Actinopteri, Osmeriformes, Osmeridae. Gene Ontology annotation, molecular function: protein binding. The transcript has 13 exons. The record is from RefSeq and is a predicted model, not a curated record. Gene Ontology annotation, cellular component: SCF ubiquitin ligase complex.
GUUGUGCGUUUCUCUGACCGUGAUCUCGUGAGCGUCAUCUGAACCCUUCACCCUGAAGAAAAGAAGAGCUUCCAAAUAAGCCCAAAUGGCCGAAGGAAAGAUAGAUGCGAGUUAUGUGGUGGACGAUGAAGAACAUGGAACUUCAGACGACACCAGCCUCCAAGUGGAGCUUAAUGUGUUCAGAGCCCAGUGGAUGUCUGAAUUGAUGCCCAGUUCAGGUGCUGGUGUGCUGAACAGAGGACAGAUGGCUGCUGCAGACCUGAGAAGGAAGCAGGAACUUUUGCGGGAGGAAAAAGCCAAAGAGCUGUUCUUAAGAGCCGUUGAAGAGGAACAGAAUGGAGCUCUCUAUGAAGCGAUCAAGUACUAUCGCAGGGCGAUGCAGAUUGUCCCGGAUAUUGAGUUUAAAAUAAACUAUGACUCGGGCCGUGCUGGUGGAAAUUACUUGAAGGAAAAUGAAAGCAAUGGUGAAAUUAAGGAUCUGAUGGCCUAUUUCCAGCAGCAACUCAACCUUGUAGAUGACUGUCCAAAGAUAUGUGUACCUGAAGUGGAGAUGACACAGAUGCACAUUUCAGCACUGCCUCCAGAGGUGUUGAUGUAUGUCUUCCGCUGGGUGGUCUCCAGUGACCUGGACAUACGAGCCCUGGAGCAGCUCUCCCUUGUAUGUCGUGGUUUCUACAUCCGUGCCAGAGACCCAGAGAUCUGGCGCCUGGCAUGUCUAAGGGUCUGGGGCAACAGUUGCACCAAGAUGGCCCCGUUCAGCUCCUGGAGGGAGAUGUUCUUGGAGAAGCCACGGGUGUGCUUUGAUGUUUGUGGCUGUGCUAUUGUAAUUCUUGCAGGUGUGUACAUCAGUAAAACAGCCUACAUUCGUCAGGGGGAGGAGUCCUUGGAUGGGUUUUACCGGGCGUGGCACCAGGUGGAUUUCUACAGGUAUCUGCGUUUUUUCCCAGAUGGCCAGGUCAUAAUGCUGACCACACCUGAAGACCCCCUUGUUAUUGUUCCUCGUCUGCGUAACAAGAACUGCAGAGGAGAAUCUGUCCUGUUUGGUCACUUUCGUCUGUCACAGGACACAGACAAUCAAACCAAAGUUUUUGUUGUUGUCUCCAAGAGAAAGGAAGAGAAGGUGGCGGGGGAGUUCCAGAAGAACCGGUUCUACAGGCGGAACCCAGCACCUGAUGCAGAGCACAACUUCCACGUGGGUCUCCAACUGUCCUCCAGGGGGCACCAGCGCUUCGACAAGCUGGUUUGGAUCCACCACUCCUGCCAAAUCACCUACAAACCAACCGGAGAGACAGUGGUCACAUCUUUUGACCUGGACAAGAUGUAUACUCCUCUUUACUUUGCACGUGUGAAGAGCUACACAGCGCUUUCCGAGCGCCCACUGUAGGGCGGAGAUAUGCAUCACUUACACAACACCUUUCCAAAAACAAUGUCUGCUUGAUACAGUUUUUGGUUUUCAUGAAUGCACUACUGCAACGGUAUACAACUACUUCCCACAGACAGCAUACGCUAUGACACGUCAUGUUUUAGGUUCUAGGCUCUCACUACAAGGAGGAUCCUGCUUCUCUUCUCAUACUGUAGAGACAACAAUGCAAAGGGAUGAACUAAUUCAGCUAUUUUCAUUGAUGAAUGUUUUUCAGUUUAAUCUAGCAUUUUUGGUUUCUGAUCUGAAAUUAAAGAGGGCGAUACAAAGGGGUGUCUUACAA